This is a messenger RNA of Arabis nemorensis, 393 nucleotides long. The record is from the annotation of a GenBank genome assembly. NCBI's taxonomy places the organism in Eukaryota, Viridiplantae, Streptophyta, Magnoliopsida, Brassicales, Brassicaceae.
AUGGAGAUUCGAACAGAGACGAAACAGAGUAAAGAUAGUGAAGAAGACGAAGAAAACGACGGUGGAGGACGAAAUUACGCUGCUCGGUUUCGUCAAUUAAGCGGUGGUGGUGGUUCGGCGGCGAGGACAACUCCGAGGUUCUUUAAUAGGAAUGGAACCGCCGGAUCUGGUAGUAGUAGCGGAGGGAUUAGAAUUCGGAUACCGACUGGAGUGAGUAUAGCUCAGCCUGGUCCGAGAUUUCCCGCGAGAGCGAUAAAGCUACUUGGAGAUACAUUGUUGAGAUCAGAGCAGGCGAAGAUGGAGAUGACUAGAGAGGUUGAAGCAAUGAGAAUGGAUAUGGAAAUGAAGAGAACGAAGAUGAUAUUGGAAUCACAACAACGAAUUAUUUGUUAG